Messenger RNA from Salvelinus fontinalis (brook trout), 1013 nucleotides. RefSeq names its product carcinoembryonic antigen-related cell adhesion molecule 20-like. The record is from RefSeq and is a predicted model, not a curated record. The coding region runs from base 125 to 637 and encodes 170 amino acids. The transcript is spliced from 3 exons. Lineage: Eukaryota; Metazoa; Chordata; Actinopteri; Salmoniformes; Salmonidae.
CACUUCCUCUCUCCUCACAGAGGCUAUAACGUCGGUGACGGUGAAACGAAACAAAUUACCAAUAGCAUCUGACAACCUAACCCUGACCUGUGACGUCACCGGGCACUAUGACACCAUCUACUGGAUGAAGGACAACCGGUCUCUGGUCCUGAACAACACCUUGAACUCUGACAUCACCAUCUCUAACAACUCUCUGCACUUCAGUCCAGUCAAGGUGUCUAACGAUGGAAACUAUCAGUGCGUUGCCACCAACCUCUUUGGUCCACACACCAGCCCUAAAUACCAGCUACUGGUGAACUAUGGCCCUAAGAGUGUGAAUAUCUCUGGCCCAGUCUCAGUGGUGAUUGGCUCAGUAAUCACAGCUACACUGAAGUGCUCUGCUGACUCCCGGCCAACCAGCGAGUACGGGUGGAAAUUCAACAACCAAUCAGUGCUUGGGACUGGUCCUAUGAUGUCUGUUAUCGCCUCCUUGGAGAAUGCAGGGGACUACACUUGUGUGGCCAAGAACCCUGUGACCAACAUCUCAAUGUCCAAUACCAUUAGUCUGGAUGUCACUGGCCACUCGCCUGCCCCUCCAUUCCAGUCCAGAGUUGGUCUGAUGCUGAUGGCCCUGCUAGCCCUCUCUCUCUGCAUCUGAUCAACCACUGAGACCACCACAGUAAGCACACUGCAUGUCUGUCUGCUGGUUGGGAGCCAAUCACUCCCUUCCCUCUACCCUCACUGACUCACAUUGUUGAUCUGAAAAAGGACUGGAUAGAAAUAAGUGGUUUUGUUGAUAUUGUAAUUGCCCCUUCUUGCCACCAUAGGGCUGGGUUUAGUAUGCUCAGCUCCUUUCCAAUGCUUUUAGAUUGUGAGGAGAGAGUCAACAAGAGGUCAGAUGGGAGGGGUCUAUCCCCUUAGAAUAGAACCCACCCCUACAACGUGUUUUUGUGUCAAUCAUCUCUAUAAAUAAAAACCAAAAUCUUGAAAACUGGUCUUCAACAUGAUCAUUGAAGGGGCAAACAUCCGCUGCU